Molecule: messenger RNA, 16817 nt
Organism: Pelobates cultripes (western spadefoot toad)
Lineage: Eukaryota; Metazoa; Chordata; Amphibia; Anura; Pelobatidae
Source: the annotation of a GenBank genome assembly
CAUAUGCCACCGCCCUCUCCAGCCUAAGCCAAUAGGAGCGCUGGAAAGCGGUGUUUCGGCGAGAGGGGCGUCCAGCGCGGGCCAAUGGCAGAGCGGACACGGGCGCACAGGGGGAGGCACGUGCGGAGCUUCACGUGUUUGUGUGCGAGUGAUUGCAGAGGGAGGGAGAGCCUGAGACACACACACAGAGCAUGUCACACACCCAGAGAGACAGCACAGCACAGAGACCUGCACACACUGAGAGACCUGCACACACUGAGAGACCUGCACACUGAGAUAUCCUCACACACAAAGAGACACUCUCAUACAUAGAGAGACAUUCUGAGACACUCUCAUACAUAGAGAGACACCCUGAGAGAUUCUCACACACAGAGAGACACCCUGAGAGAUUCUCACACACAGAGAGACACCCUGAGAGAUUCUCACACACAGAGAGACACCCUGAGAGAUUCUCACACACAGAGAGACAUUCUCAUACACAGAGAGACAUUCUGAGAGAUUCUCACACACAGAGAGACAUUCUGAGAGAUUCUCAUUCAUAGAGAGACAUUCUGAGAGAUUCUCACACACAGAGAGACACCCUGAGAGAUUCUCAUACACAGAGAGACACCCUGAGAGAUUCUCAUACAUAGAGAGACACCCUGAGAGAUUCUCAUACAUAGAGAGACACCCUGAGAGAUUCUCAUACAUAGUGAGACAUUCUCAUACACAGAGAGACAUUCUGGGAGAUUCCCAUACAUAGAGAGACAUUCUCAUACACAGAGAGACAUUCUGGGAGAUUCCCAUACAAAGAGAGACACUCAACAUUCCUCUGGAUCCUCACUGGAAGCUGCACUAAAGAGAGACCAUCACUGAGACCCUAAGAACACAAAGAGACCAUCCCUGAUUUCUCCUGAAAGAUCCGCGCUGAUAACUUCAUAAACUGUGAGACUCCUGUUAAACUGAAUUAUUCCUCCAUAUGGAGACAAUAAAAACCUGUAUACUUAGAUAGACUGGCGUACUAAGAGACCACCAUAUACAGAGACCCUAAUAGUCAAUACUCAGAGAGACCUCUGUACACAGAGACCCCAAUACUCCAUACUAAGAGAGACUUCUAUACACCGAGACCCCAAUGCUGAAUACUUACAAAUACCACUAUACAGAAUGCUCAGAGAGACCUCUAUACACUGAGACCCCAAUAUUGAAUGCUCAGAGAGACCUCUAUACACUGAGACCCCAAUAUUGAAUGCUCAGAGAGACCUCUAUAUACUGAGACCCCAAUAUUGAAUGCUCAGAGAGACCUCUAUACACUGAGACCCCAAUAUUGAAUGCUCAGAGAGACCUCUAUACACUGAGACACCAAUAUUGAAUGCUCAGAGAGGCCUCUAUACACCGAGACCCCAAUAUUGAAUGCUCAGAGAGGCCUCUAUACACCGAGACCCCAAUAUUGAAUGCUCAGAAAGACCUCAAUACACCGAGACCCCAAUAGUGAAUGCUCAGAGAGACCUCUAUACACUGAGACACCAAUAGUGAAUGCUCAGAGAGACCUACACAUAGACCCCAUUACCAAACAGUCAGAAACCUCUAUACAUAGAGACCCCAAGACUCCAUACUCAGGGAGACCUUUAAUACUGAAUAUUCUUGGAGACCUCUAUACACAUAGACCCCAAUACCGAAUAGUCUGAGACUUCUAUACACAGAGACCCCAAUACUCCAUACUCAGAGACCUCUAUACACAUAGACCCCAAUACCGAAUAGUCGGAGACUUUUAUACACAGAGACCCCAAUACCGAAUAGUCAGAGACCUCUAUACACCGAUAGACCCCAAUACCGAAUAGUCAGAGACCUCUAUACACAUAGACCCCAAUACCGAAUAGUCUGAGACUUCUAUACACAUAGACCCCAAUACUCCAAACUCAGAGAGACCUCUAUACACAGAGACUCCAAUACCGAAUAGUCAGAGACCUCUAUUCACAUAGACCCAAAUACUGAAUAGUCUGAGACUUCUAUACACAGAGACCCCAAUACUCCAUACUCAGAGACCUCUAUACACAGAGACCCCAAUACUCCAUACUCAGAGAGAUCUCUAUACACAGAGACCCCAAUACUCCAUACUCAGAGAGAUCUCUAUACACAGAGACCCCAAUUCGGUAUACUCUCAGACCUCCAUAAAUAGACCCCGAAUAGCUGCAUAUAGCGACCCCCAUUACCUGCAUAGUAACAGUGAAACCUUGAUAUAAAGACACAUCCAAUAGUAACCUUCAUAUACACUGACCCUUUAAUAGCUGCCUAUUUAGAGAAACUUCCAUGUAUUAAGAGAAUAUUACUGAGGGGAUUGUACAGUCCCUCGUUAGACUUUGGAACUAAUAACCCAUACCAAGAGACAUCCAUGCAGUGAGUCUCUCACUGACAGAGAACUAACUCUAUGUACUGAGACACCUACACAGUGAGAAAUCCUAUUGAGACUUUCACUGUUUCUUCCAUAGACUGAGAGACAGUCACUUAGACCUUUAUAUAUCAAAAGAUCUCUAUACAUUGACAGACACUUUCUAAAACCUCCAUAUACUGAGAGACCAUCUUAGAUUGAGACUUCACUGAGAUCUCCAUCUCUACAAAGAUACAUCGAGAGACCCCAUACAUACACUUUUAUUGAAUCUGGGAUCUCACUACAGUAAGAGAUCUUUGCUGAUACUUCCAAUACUGAGUGAUCCCGAGAGACAUUCACUAAUACCACACUACUCAAACACCUCCCAAAAACCAAGAGUCCUCCCGACGUUGAUAUCCCUCUCUUAGAUAACUUCUUUUACUAGGAGAUCCCAACCUGUAGAAACAAUCAUUGAGGGACCUUCACUAAUAUAAACUGUCAUACACAGUGAGACUUCCAAUAUUGUGAGUCAUUUUGUGCCAGACACAAAUUCGCACAUUAGGAAGAGACAUACUGAGCAACAUCUACACUGGCAUAAGAGACAGGGCUUUCCUCAGCUAGCGAGAGGAGCAGGACAGCUAUAUUUAGUCUGACUCCAUGAGCCACCUAGCACGUUACCAUUACAUACAGUAUUUGGGGGCGUCUGCUGUAUUCAGUCACUGGGAGGAGAGAUCCAUAAUAGAGGCAUAGACACCUCCCAAAACAGUACAGACAGAACAAAGAGGCACAGGGAUUCAGACAUACUGGCGGUGAGUAGCCUGGGGGCUCCCUGUAUGAGUGAGACAAGCUAUCUGACCCCUAUAUUGCAGCAUCCUUUAUAGUCUACACAAAGAAAGGAACUGGUAUACAUGGCUGUUGCUUGUGCUGCAGGGUUUCAUUCAUCAAAGAAAAUAGAUAUAUGUAUCUAUCGUCAGCUAUAUAAAUAUAUGAGGUUUUGUCUCGGAGCAAUGUGCAUUUUUUCCGAUCACGUCAGACAAGUGACUAAAGGCAUCAUUGACAAUGAAAGCAAGGUUUUUGUAGCUGGACUCUGUUUAUGUCUGUAGCCUGGCAUGUAUCCAUUCGCCUAUGCAGAUUAUUUAACCCAUAUUUUAAUAGUGCAGUAAAAGAUUGUGUGUUUACCCGAUUUAUUACAGAAUAACCAUCUUCUUCAAGCGGCUAAUAGGUUAAUAUAUCUCGAUAGUCUAGCUUUGUGAGCGCACCAGGUUUGGGAAUAUUGCAGAAAAUGUAUUCCAGUUACUCCUCCCUUUUGCUGAUGUUGCUGGUACAGACUAAUUUCAAGCUUUAUGUCCCGCACACAAGAGAGAAAUAAAAAAUAAUGGAUACAAUGUAUUAUUGUUGUAUGAAUUGUAUGUGUGGGAAACAAAUCCAAUUUCUGUGUUUACGUGAAAUUAGAGUUUUACAGAAGUUAUAUCAGAAUUGGUUUGAAGUAGGUUAUCAUUUUUGGUAUUUUAUUGGUGAAUAAAAUGUUUUAUUGAAGAUGUUGGGAGGAGAAUAUUAUAUUUUGUGUUGGGUGUUGAAGUUCUGCAGUUGAACUAAAGAUAUUAUAGAAAGAGAUACAAGAAUCUUUUUUGUUGAGGUUGUGGCUCAAUGGAGGAGAUUGGAUGUAUUAAAGAUAUUUAAAUUUGAUAUGGCGGAGGAUACGUGAAAAGGGUUAAAGGUUUUAUUAUAGGAGGGUUGUGGUGGAAGUUUUGUUUCCUUAGAUAAGUCUGAAGAUGUUUGCUAUAGGAGAUAUAGAGACACUAAUAUGCUGCAUUUGUGUUGGGAGAUAAGUGGAAGAAGUGAUUGGAUAUGUGAAUGGGGAUCAGUGGUAAUAGUCAUGUUUUUACAGAAGUGGAUGAGAGAAUUUGAUAUAUUUUUGUGGAGUGCCUCUGUCGAGGUAAUAAUAUGGUAACAUUGUGCUAGAAGAAGAUUAGUGGCACGUGUAGAAUGAUUUGUGGCAGUGGAAGAAAUACAUAUUUCUGGUAGAAAUAAAAGAUCCUUGGAGAAGGUCAGAGGUUUUAUUGAAUAGGUCUAUAGAAAAAUAUAUCUUUGUGGAGGAAGUAGAGGAUCAAAUUAGCCAGUAAAAAGUCAAGGGAACAAUGUGAUAUCUUUGUUGUGUAGGCUGAGAAUGCAUGGAGGAGGUCACUGGAUUUGUAGUAAGGUUAAUUUUGCUACUGCUUUAAUAGGUUUACACAAUUUGAUACAUAACUGUAUAUGUAUCAUUGUUUUGUCAAAUAAAAUAAUGUUUGGCUGUUACAUGCUUCUGUCUGGAUUCAGUUCUCGCUGUGCAUUGGUCUUGGUUGAUAUCACAUAGGUAAUUUGUGGGGUGGAAAUGCAGGAAGUUGAAGGAUUCAAUGAAAAUAAUGAGUAUAUAGUAUUGGGUGUGUUGGAAGAAAAAAAAAGAGUAGUUUGUAUUUUUGUAGAAAUGAGAAGGUUUUCAAACCAUGGUGUUGUAGUUGAUUAUAUAGCACAGUUUAUCAUAAAGGAGUAUUAGGGACCAAAUGCGCAUGCAUCUAGUGGUAUGACUGCCACUAGAGGUACUGGUCAGUAAUGUAAACACUGCCUUUUCUCUGAAAAAAAGCAGUAUUUACAUUAAGCUAGAGUUGUUCUGGUAACUAUUGUGUCCCUUUAAAUAAAAGUUUAUGGUAAAUUUUGAAUUGAGACAUUCCCUGAGAAUGUAAACUGAACUGUCUGGAUUUCGUAACCAUACCCAAUCAUGGCCAAAUAAAUGCGCAACCCACUGUUGACAUCUGGUUAAUUAAUAAACCAAUGUUCUUUCUUCAUAUUGUUAUGCUGUACUGACAUUUACAAUAAGGAGUGCUACUAACGUCAAGGAAGUCUAUUGUUAAGACAAAUUGUACCUAAAAAGGCUAGUAGGACACAUCUUUUUAUGGAAAUAGAGGUUGGCCUGUUCAUAAGAGACAUUGCAUUCUGCAGUAAGUUCAGGUAUAAAGAAACAAAACACUAUUCCAUUUGCUUCAGCAAUUUUGUGGUACCAUAUAAAGUUAGUUAGAGCUUUCAGUGGACAAUGGGGCAAUAGUAUUGAUCGUAUAAUAACAGGCUUUAGGAGCUAUUGAAUAACCAAGCUGCCACUGGAGCAGAGUUGGAGUCUUUUCCAUAAUCUGCUAAUUGUGUCUAAAUUUUGCUCUUCAGUCCCCAAUUCACUGUUGUAGUGCAUACAUUUCUAGUGCCUUUUGAGCGGCAAUGAAUCCACUGCAUUUGUAUAAUUACAGAGAAGUUGGGCUAAGCAAGCUGGGGUACGCGUAGGAUUAGACAUUUAGCAUUCAGGAAUGUUUGGAAUAGGGGCUAUCUGCCUUCAAAGUGCUAUGGGCUGUAUGGCUAUUGAUUCUUAUCUAAUUUUGGUAUUUUUAAAUGGGUUGCCAAAAGAUUAAAGAAUUCUAGAAUCAGGCAUCUAGCUCGCCCUGACUUUGGCAGCACAUUUUUAAUUAGUAUUAUUUUAACCCACUUCGGUUAAUGAUUUCAAAUUUGCACCAUAUGUUUGUGACAAACAUGUGCAACUCUUGAAAUGUUAAGUAGAUUGGAAGGUAUUCGACUUAACUAGAGCAAUUAUACUGUGAUGAAUUCACUUUCAGAUCUUAAAGGUAUGAACUGUAUAUGAUAGAAUCUUGGGUACAGAGUGACCCAGUUUGAUAAUAGGGCAGCGACUCCCUCCGCACAUGUUGCUACAUUCUUGGCCAAGCUGGUUGCAACAUUUUGUCAGGUGUCCUAAGCCUGCUAACAGUCUUUCUGUAGCUAGUAACUCCCAACUAAUAAAAAGAGUGCACGCCCCUUUGAAGGCUAUCAUAGUGUAGUUUCUAAGAAACUCCACCAGGGGGCAUAUCAUGUGUCACGUCUUUGGCAUUUAAGAAUGUUAGGAUUAGGGGUUAUCUGCCUUCAGAAUGCUAUGGACUGUAACUCCCAUGUACAGUCUUAACUAAUUUUGGUAUUUUGUUUUAAUGAGGUUGCCAAAAGAUUGCAUAAUUCUGGAAUCGGGCAGCUGGCUCGCCCGGAUUUUGACAUUCAAUUUUUAAUUAGUAUUAUUAUAUUAAUACUUUUGUGUUAAUGGCUUAAAUGUGCAAACAUGUGCAACUCUGGAAAUGUUAAGUAAAUUUGAAGGUAUUCGACUCAGAGCAAUUAUACUGUAUUGAAUUCACUUUCAGAUCUUAAACGUAUGUACUGUAUAUGAUGAACCAUGCGUACAGAGUGACCCAGUUUGAUAGUAGAGCAGCGACUCCCUCUGCACAUGUCUCUGCAUUCUUGGCCCAGCGAUUGCAAAAUUUUGUCAGGUGUCAUAAGUCUGCUACCAGACUCCUGGUAACUAGUAACUCCCAACUAAUAAACUAAAAAGUGCACACCCCUUUGAAGGCUGUCAUAGUGUAGUUUGUACAGAAACUCCACCAGGGGGCAUAUCAUGUGUAAAAUAUCUUAUCCUCUUACCAUCUGAAUAAUGUGAUCUAAAUAAAAUAUGGAGUAAAAAGGGUUUUACUUAUUUAACCUUUCUUCCAGUACUGAAAUCCAGUCCCUGCAGCCACUUGAUAUAUCUUAUGCAACAUCAUAGAGGAGCAUUGGGGAAGCAAAGCACAUUUGCAGCCAGUUCUGUGCUCCUCCAAUCAAAUGGAGGUGAACCUGUGAGACCCAAGUUUUAUUCGGUUCUAACAUUAAAAGUACCUCUAGUGGCUGUCAGGGACACAGUCAAGAGAGGUGUGUUUGACCCUGCAAUGUAAGCAUGUAAGCAUCUGUUAAACGGCAAUGCUUUACAUCACAGGAUUAAAACGUAAUUCUCUAUUCCACCCAGACAAAUUCAUUGAGAUAAAGUGGUCUGGGUGCCCUUAGUGGUCCUUUAAGAUGUGGCUGGCAUGUCGCCUAGGAUUCGCAGAGCAGAGUGCAUUUAUUUGCUAAUUUUGGAAAUGUUUUCUGUGCUGUAUUUCAAUGUUUCUGUUUUUGUCUCUGUAGGCUCUUAAUUCAUUCAUGGAAGAUACAGAGUCAUCUGAUUUUCUGUCCUCUUGCGACUCCAUCUAUUCAGUGGGUAGCACAGCCGUCAGUGGCAGAGAAGAUACCAACUACGUGGAUUUUGGUGUCUUCCUUUCUGGGGGUUUGGAGGAAGCCAAUAAAGUAGAAGAGGACAUGGAUAAUGUGAGGAUGAUUCCAAAUUCUAGGCUUAGCAGCAAUGACCACCCUGUCUUAAUACGCUUGGAGAAUGAAUACCAAGCACGGAAAUCUCAUUGGUAUCAGCGAUCAGGACGGUAUUUUGGACAUAUGCAAGAGAUAGAUGGGAGGCUCUCCUUCACUAGUCAGAACACUGUCACAAGCAGGGGUUCACCACUUGGUAGCAAAAAUGAAGAAAAACAUUUGAAGCACUACAUUAGCCAAGACACAAAUCCUGAAGCCCCUCAUGGACUCAAAAGGCAAUGGAAACAAGAGGCAGAAUUGCCUAGAGAUUGGUGGAAGGAGAGAAAGGAACAGGCCUAUUCUGCAUCGGAAGGAGACAGAAUAUUUGCUCAGAAGGUAUGUUACCUGAACAACAAACUUUUCUUAAUCUCAUACUGUGUUGGCAGAAGCACAUAUUUCCUUAAUCUGCUAACAAACAUCAGUCUCCCUUAACCCUUGCCAGCCAAAAACAUGCUGCUUUCUUACAGUCUCAACACCAUUGAGACUGUAAGAAAGGUGUCUUUACAGUAAGAACAAUAAAGAUGUGGAAUUCAAAUAGGUUGUAUAUCAGAUUAUAUAGAUAUUAGUAAAAGAGACUUGGAUGCUUAUUUUGCAAACAAUAUUCUAAGAUAUAACUAAUACGCAUGUGAACAAGUUGUUGAUCCAAGGAGAGCUCUGGCUUCCAUUAUGGAGUCUAGAAGGAAUUUUUCUGGCAUACUGUAUUUGAAAAUCGCUACAAUUGGUGUAAUAUUUGUUGUCUUUUUUUUUGAGUAAUAGCAUAAAGGAAUGGGUUUUAACAGGAACCGGGAUGUUUCCUUGUGAGCUUCCUGCCCCUGUCUGGGGCCGCAGCGCUGUGCGAGCGGCUCUUGAGCCGCCUCCACCGCUGGGCUGAUCCUCAAGGUGCCCGAAGGUGAUCCUCAGGGCGACCCCAAAGCUUUAUUAGGUAAGGCAGAGCAGGCACCUGCUUUUUGAUGGCAGGUGCCUGCUCUGCCAAAAAAUGCCGGUGAAAAAUGCCUGAGGGGAGGGGGACGGAAAAGGCAGGUGGCGAGGGAGGCUGUUUUCGCAGCUUCUCACUCCUCCCUCACGCGCAGUCUGUGAUUCUGGGAGACAGAAAAUGACAAUCCUGCCCCGGCAUACUAAACAGCAGGCGGGAGGAGUGAGGAGCUGCCCCACACUGGACCCCAGGGAGGUGAGUGUUUGACUGUCAGUGUGUGUGUGUGUGUGUGUGUGUGUGUGUGUGUGUGUGUGUGUGUCUGUCUAUCAGUGAGUGUCUGUGUGUGUCUGUCAGUGAGUGAGUGAGUGUAUGUAUGUAUAUCAGUGAGUAUCUUUGUGUGUGUUUGUCAGUGAGUGAGUGUAUGUCUGUCAGUGAAUCUGUGUGUGUGUGUGUGUGUGUGUGUGUGUGUGUGUCUUAUCAGUGAGUGAGUGUAUGUAUGUCAGUAAGUGUGUGUAUGUCAAUCUGUGUGUGUGUGUGUGUGUGUGUUUGUCAGUGAGUGAGUGUAUGUCUGUCAAUGAGUGUGUGUGUCUGUCAGUGAGUAAGUUACAUGAGGGGGCGACAAAAUGGAUCUUAGUCUAGGGCGGCAGAAAUCUUUGCACCGGCCCUGGAUUUUAAAGGUUCGACUUGAUGGAAUUUUUUAUUUUUUUUUUAGCCACUGAAUGUAAGACAGCACCUGGCUCCCAUAACAACUGCAAUGAGCUGAAGUAGUUUUUUGUUUUUUUUUAGUUUGAAUAAUAAGAUUUUUGUCAAGGCCUAAUUUCUAAGAUUAUAAACUCUGGAGUGUCAAUCUCAGUGUGUUACGCAAACUGCCGCUUGCAGUUGUGUUUGAUCUUGAAGGUAUUACAUUAAUCCCCAAGGCCAGUAUAACUUAAUCAGCCUGCCAGUAGAGUUUACUGCCUAUUUGCUAAUCCCUUGUGUGAGUUUCCAGUCCAUGAGUUCCAGUUGCUUUGUGGAGUGCUGUUGGACCAAAAAUUCAAAUUAUGAAUAUAUAAAUCAAUAUCAUAGUUACAUAGCUAUAUAGGCUAAAAAAGACUUCCAAGUUCAGCCUUUCUCGUAUCAACUUUUGCUGUUGAUCCAAAAGGGGAGGGGAGGGGGGGAUGGGGAGAGAGUUUGAAGCACUUUUCAUGUUUGCAACAAACUAGGAAAGAAAUCCUUCUUGGCCCCAAAAUGGCAGUCAUAUUUCUCCUUGCAUCAAGAAGUUGUUUCAGAAAUUAUAUCCUUGAGUAUUAAAAUUUUGCAAGAAUUCAACUGGUUGCUGCUCAAACAUCUGUAAAGACUCUGAUAAAACCACCUUUUAAGGCAGAGAAUUCCACAUUCUUAUUGUUCUUACUAUGAAGAACCAUUUCCUUUGCCUUAGACUAAAUCUCCUUUAUUCCAGUCUAAAUGGGUGACCUCGUGUCCUAUUUAUAAAUAGAUUUCCAGACAUUAGUUUGCAUUGGCCUUGCAUAUAUUUGUAUAAUGCGAUUAUAUACUCACCGAGGCACCAUUUUUCUAAACUAAACAGUUUAAAAUCUGUUAACCUUUCUUUAUCUUCCAUUUCUUUUAAUAAUUUUGUAGGUCACCUCUGCACUUUUUCUAGUGCUAUAAUAACUUUCUUUAGAGCAGGUGCCAUAAUUACACUGCAUAUUAUAGGUGUGGUCUUACCAUCGAUACUGGCCUUAGCAAUUGCUUAUUAACAUUGCACAUUGUUGCUUAGUUUGUUGUGUAUAUAAAAAUUCCCAAAUCCUGUAACAAUUACCAAAUUCUUCUCAUGUGUUGUAAUCCCUAAUUCACUACCAUUAAGUGUGUAAGUUUCUUGUGCAUUCUUCACCUCAAUGUGCAUAACUUUGCAUUUAUCGAACUUAAUUUUCAUCUGCAAGUUUGAGCAUCCUAAUGUAUGUAAAUCUCUCUGCAGUGAAGUAAUAUCCCACAGGUAGAAAUGUUCCAUACAGAACAUCUAACAAAAGCGAUGUUUAUAUUUAACAUGUGCAUUACAGCUUCUAUGUAAGAAGUAGUAGUUUUGUUUCUUAGUGUCGCUUUAUAUAGCACAUUAAAGGUCAUUCUAAGCACCAUACACCUAUGGUGCAAACAUUCUUUGCACGUGGCUUCACCCCGACUCAGUUAGUGUCAAACUAUUUUCAAGUUCACUCUAGCAUUAUCUGAACUACAGCAAAAAGAAAAAAAAAUGUUGUCAAACCACUUGAAAUGGUUUGCCAUGAACCAGGAGGAUGGCACCAAAGAACAAAGCGGGCCAUUGGUUCUGCUUCCUAGAAUGCCAACUGAAUUUGUAUUUAUACAUAAAGGAAAGAUAAUCAGUUGUAUAGAAUCAGUUGGUUUCUAGUAUCUCCUUAAUUAUUAUUAUUUUAUUUCCUUGCUAAACUGUCACUUCUGUCCUUGUUGAAACUUAACAUAAUGUUUUAUUUCAUUACAGUGCCAGGAACUCCAAGGGUUCAUCAAGCCUCUGACAGAUCUUCUAAAUGGGCUGAAGAAGGGGCGUUAUGAGAGAGGUGAAUAGCUUUAUUGCUUUGGCACUUAUAUUAACUGUUGAAAGCAUUCUAAAACUCAAGUGUAUCCACAUGUUGGCUUUUCUGGCCUACAUUUAUAAAAUUAAUCUGGCGAUCAAUAGCAUUCACUGUUUGGUGAAUAAACUCACAUGCAUUUUCCAUACCUGUUUUGUGUGUUUUUUUUAGAUCUAGAGAUAUUAUAUUAUUAGUAGUCAGCACAGGGUGAGCCAGUGAACACUGCUAAAUUGUACUAUGCUUUGCCUUCAGUAGCUAUGUAGUUAAUUGCUACAGGUACUGUUGCUUACAGUGAUUUUCCAGCUAGAAAUGUAACCUGUAUAUGCAUUAUUCGAAUACAGUAAUAGCAAAAAGUAUGUAUUUGUCCAAGUGAAGCAUUUAAUAGUUCAUAGUGAAAGGAGUUACUUGUAAAUGUGCUCCAUUAUCUCCUAGAUGGGAUAUUUUGUCAAAACCUGUUUUCUGCGUGUGCAUACACAUUACUGACAGAUUAGAAGGUGUUGGUUCAGGCAGAUUAUAACAGCCUGAUACUGUGGCUGCACCUUCCCUGUAUUACAUAACAUCCAGCAGUGCUUUGUUUAAUUGUUCCCAGUUUCACAUGUAACAUCGGGAGACUGGUUUUUAUUGUACAGAGAGGCUUUUGGAUUAGCUGUGCAAAUGAUUCAACCUUAUUGGAUACACUUUAAUCAUUUAAUAUUAUGAAAAGUAUUUUAAUUUUGAUAUAUUUUUAUAAAUGAUAUUUUUGUUUUGAUCAUUUGAGGCAGGUAAAAAACAAUGUAAAAGUCUAUCCAAAAAAAAUUUAAUAAUUUUAAAAGCUUUUCCAACAAUAUUAAAUGAAGAUAAUAUUGCUGCUGUCCUAUGGUCCUCUCAUUGUCAGAUGGUACUCUCUUGCACUGCCUGCUACAGUAACCCAACUAGUUGUAUGACAUGGGGAACUGACACUUCUCUGAAUAUAACUUUUUUGUUAAAAUUUUUAAGGUGCUCCUCUAUUUUCUUUUAGAUCCAUAUGUCAGAUUUAGCAUUUGUCAUGACAAUCCAGUUCAGUAUUGGAACAGCCAGGGCACCCAUUGCAUUGUUUCUGGUUUUCUUUUUCUAUGCUGGGUCUUGCAAAGGACAGAACUUAAACAUAAUUGAUGGGGAGCCAAGAUAGAGGCAAUGCAGUAGAUACAGCAGUGUAGAUUUCUACUUUUAAAGGAACACUACAAUUACUGUACUCAUAACAGCCCUUGUAGUGAUUAUGGUACCAGGAGUGUUUUGGCGCCUCCCAGUAUACAUAGUCAAAGCUUUCAAAAACAGUUUAACGACUUAACUGGUGUCCACCAGCUGCCGUCACACCAACUCCCUGGAAGCCGGGAAGGUCAUGCAGGGAGUUUCCAUUAGCUCUACUGGUGGUGGUAGUCUUUAUGUGCAGAGAUUCUGCUUGUAACACUGCACAUACUGAUAUAUUUUCACGUGUGUGCCAGUGGCUCCUUGCCACCCCUGUCACUCGUGAUUUUGGUGGUUUGGAACUCAAGUGCUCUGGGGUGCCUAAUGUCAAUUCUGACAACAGAUAUAAUGAUUCUACCUUGCAGGCAGUGCUGCUCUCAGACAAUCCUUCCCUAAUAAUUUUACUCAAAGUGAGUGCUGAGCAUAUCCCAUAAACCCUUCAGGUGUAGUUUCAUUCAGGAAAAUACAUAAAUGAAACAACUGUGGAAGGCCUUUAUCAGUUUUCCAAUCGGCUUCAUCCAAGUUUUAUACUAGUUAAACUAAAGGAAUCUAUGCAGCUCACUGAAAACUACUAGAGAGCCUGUCAAAGAUAAUGGAGCUAUGAAUGUCAUUACAGGGACAUUACGCUCCCCCUCUCCCCCCCCCUCUAAUGAUUGGAAAUAACGUACCUGUGAUGACAUUCAGCAGGAGGCUGGGCUUAUGGCUGUUGCAGUUUUUUUAGUGCAGUAAUUAUGUAUGCAUAGAGAUUUGAAGUCAUGAUGUUUGGAGUAUACUCUAAGACGUUAGAUAGGGCUUUCCUAUAAAAAAAUGUUUUGCUUAGUUUCCUCCCAGCCCCUCCUUGCUGUACUGGCAUUUUACCUCAACCAACCUUGCACACACAGAUAUUAUUAGAGCUAUCAAUCCAGUGGCUGUUGCAGGGUUAUCUGAGGUAAGACAGUACAAAGGCAUUACUUAGAUAAAUAUUCUGUGCUGUUAGUAAAAUUUACAGGAAACUGGCUUAUACUGAAACACAGUAUGUCACAUUGUAUAUUUAGAUGUAUACAACGCAUAUAGACUAAGUAAGGAAAGAAACUGAAGUCUAUGUGCAGGAGAAGUACAAACUUGUCUAGGGCUAUUUAAUAAAUAUUUCCCUUCCCAAGAGCAUCACAAUAUUGUAAUUAUCCAUUUCCUCACUUGUGAAAUCUGUAAAUCUGUUACUGAACUUGUGUUUGUAUAGCCAGAACAUGUCGUACUGCAGUGAGUCUGCACUGUCCAACCACUUCUAAAAUAUAUUAAAAACAAAUCUCUUGAUUACAGGGUUAAGCACCUUCCAGCAGAGUGUAGCAAUGGAUCGGAUACAAAGGAUUAUUGGUGUUCUGCAAAAGCCACAAAUGGGGUAAGUCUUAGUAAAAUGAAAAGAUCAAUGUAUUUGGUCCUUAUUUUCAUUUCGAAAAAGCAGAGGAGUCAAAGGAAACAGUUGCCUAUUCUUUUCCCAGCCCAGUACCAGUAGCUCAUUUUCUCUCCCUACCCAGUACCAGUAGUAUUCUAUUCUCUCUCCUACCCAAAACCAGUACAGUAUAUUCUCUCCCUCUCCACUGCCCAGUAGCAGUAGUAGCCUAUUCUCUCCUUCUCCCCUGCCCAGUAGCCUAUUCUUUUCCCUACCCAGUACCAGUAGUAUUCUAUUCUCUCUCCUACCUAGAAACCAGUAGUAGCCUAUUCUCUCCCUCUCCACUGCCCAGUAGCAGUAGUAGCCUAUUCUUUCCUUCUCCUCUACCAAGUAGCCUAUUCUUUUCCCUACCUAGUACCAGUAGUAGCCUAUUCACUUCCCCGCCCAUCCUCCGUACCAGUAGUAGCCUAUUUUCUCCCCUUCCCCUCUACAGUACCAGUAGUAGUCUAGUCUCUCCCUCUACCCUGCCUUCCACUAGUAGAGCAAACUUUCAAUCUCCCCAUUGAUAGUAAAGAGCAAUUCUUCCCCUCCUCAACUCUUUUGAUUUUGCUUGUCUUACCUUGCUGGUGAGGUGUAUAUAUGGAUGUGUGUGUCACCUUGUAGAAUGUGUGCACUGUAGGGUUAACAGCACAGGUCAUUUGAACUUUUCCCACUUGCCACGCCAGUGCCCCUACAAGUCUGCACGGCUGCAGUGCUAUCUGGAUACACUUAAAGACACCAACAGAAGUUUCAUACCGUCACCUGAGCACAUUCACGAGCAGUGGAUCAUCACCGUAGCUCCUUACAAGACUAUGCAUUAUCAUUGCUACAUUUAUCUGUCACACUACAAAGAGUUGCAGUUUUUAAUGUUUUGACUGUUUGAAUUACAGUGAACGGUACUUGGGCACCCUGCUUCAAGUUGAAAUGAUGUUAAAGAUUUGGUUCCCCACUGUUACCAGCUCCUCAUCUGCAUCAUCAUCUUCAGAUUGUGAAAAGGAAGAACCUCACUAUAAGAUUGCUAAGGUAUGCGACAGACCAACUAGUGAUUGUCUAUGUUAAAAACUCCUGACUUAGGCAAAAAUAAUGUGGGUUUAGUUACAUUAUAUGAUCAUACAUUACAUAAAGCUGCCACAAUGUCAAUGUACGUAAUUUUUGGCAGGUCCGUCCCUAGCAACCUAGUGCCUGCUCCUAUGAUUUCCACUUACUUGGGAAAUCCUUCCUCCUGGGGCUCUCUGCAGUGUGAGAUAUAUAUGUAUAUAUUGGAAUUUUAAUUUGUAAACAAGUGCAGCCAAGUGAACUUUUUUGUGAUAUCCAUCUAUUUUUAUAUUUCUCCAAGGUUUCUUACUUAACCAUAACCAUUUUACCCAUUUUGUAGAUGUCGCAUGUGUGGUGUAAAGGUGAAUAGUUGUCUGAUUCUGCCUUUUUACAUUCUGCAGCUUCCAAAGGUUGACUGCUUGAGUGCAAGGAGAUGUCCGCUGACUGAGCUCCCUUCAUCUAACACUGAUUCUGAAGAAACCCCAAUUCAGUCCCCUGUUUUGAAACAGUCACACUCAGAUUGUCUCUGUAAAGACAGAAUGCAUGUUUUGUCAGAGUGGCCCUCCAUGAAUUUAACCUGGAUGCACACUGCUCCUAUUCCUAACCCUUCAUUGAGCCAGGCUGAUUUGCAUCAUCUCAACAUGGCUUUAGAACAGGAAAUCUGUGGACCACAUACAAACAACUGUGGGGUCAUUCUUUUUCUGCACAACAAUCUGGUCUCUUCCUCACCUUUACCCAGGCCUGCCUCUACCAUGCAAACUGAGGAGCUGCCAUCAGUCAUCCGUAAGAAUUGCAGAGAAGAAGUUAAAAGCGAAUUGCCUCUUCGGAGCCAAAGUGCUCCUCCCAUGCUACCAACCAUUGGAAGUCCCAGGCUGGGUGAGAAUGGAGGCCACUCAUGUUCCCUGUCUCAUCUUCCAAUGUGUACACAGAGACCUGCCGGGGAGAAAACCUAAAUUGUGCAUUUUGGAUCUUCCGAUAAGUAAGAUAUCUAUCUGUCCGUCUGUUCAGCUUCAUCCAUGUUGCUCAGUCUUGGAAAUGGGUAAAGGGCCCCUUUUCUUGGACAGGAGAAAACCAAAAGAGCUGGAAGUCAUGUGUUUUUCUGUUUUAUAUGAGAGCUCACAGAGCCUCAGUGCUGGAUUUCCAAGUUAUACUAAGAGUAAGAGGGCUAUACCAUGUAUAAGGGAGCGCAGAGAGGUGGUGGGGUCAGAGAAGACUGCCUAUUGAAAGGUGCAAACAGCAAUAUUAUGGUUACUUCCCACCUCCACCUAUUUUGACCCAUCAUUCUCAACAACAGGCCUCACCCCCAUAACUUCCCUAUGAUACCUGUUUCCUGUCGUCCACAGUAGCAAAAUUUGUUACAGAAAAAAAGUUGAUAGCAUGAAUGUGUUAGCCAAGGAUUCUGCACUACCGAAAUUAUCCCAUAUCAUGCUUGAGUUACUUAACUUUUUUAAAGGAAUGAGGACAAUGAACAAGUCAGAAAAUUUAAUUUUGCAUGGCAGAGCAGCAAGAUCAGCAACAGAAUGUUUUUUUUUUUUUUUUUAUGCCAUUGGACGAAUGUGCUUGCUUGCAUACUGCUAAAACACAAAAGCAAUACAUGCUGCUAUGGUGAAUGAAGCAGCUUCCCAAAAUACUCUGUGCUGGUGGUUGUGCAUUUGGUCCGACAUCGAACUACUCUCCCUUUUGAGGACAUUGUAAUGCCUCAUACCGGAACAUCACUUUUCAUAGCAAACUGGACGUGUACCAACUGGCACAGCAGCUUAAGGAGAAAAAGAAAUAUCAAAACGUUGUCUUACUACAAAGACACAAAGCAUACAAUUCAACAAAAUAUAAAAGUGUGUCACUUUUACGCAACGUGUGUUUAAAAUCUUUUUUUGUUUUUCUUUUUAUAAAUGCUGCUUUGAGACUAUAAAAUGCAUCAAUAAAAAUAAAGAAUUUGUACUGAUAAAGUGCCAUUAUUUUUGGUAUUAAAUUGUGAUUUCUACAGCAGCAGAAAAUCUUUGGUUUUAGCUUAGAAGAGAGAAAAUGGAAAACCAAGCAGAACACACCGGUGUCGGUUAACCAGCUGAAAAAUAACUUUACUGGUGUUACUUGUUAUUUUAUAAUCUUUAUACUAUUUUUCAUUGUAAAGAAACACAGAAUAUUAAAACAAUG